Molecule: messenger RNA, 864 nt
Organism: Condylura cristata (star-nosed mole)
Lineage: Eukaryota; Metazoa; Chordata; Mammalia; Eulipotyphla; Talpidae
Gene: BATF
Product: basic leucine zipper transcription factor, ATF-like
Exons: 3
Coding region: 227-604 (125 amino acids)
Biological process (GO): regulation of transcription by RNA polymerase II
Cellular component (GO): nucleus
Molecular function (GO): RNA polymerase II cis-regulatory region sequence-specific DNA binding; DNA-binding transcription factor activity, RNA polymerase II-specific
Source: RefSeq, a predicted model, not a curated record
AGAGCGCCAGCCCCAAAGCGAGCGACAUGUCCCUGCGGGGAGCAGUGCCUCUGCACCCCAGAGUGAGGAGGACGCAGGGGUCAGAGGUGGCUGCAGGGCUGGCAGAGGAGGGGCCCACAGAGGGGGGCGAACCAGAGGCCCGGGAGCCACCACGCAGGAAGGUCAGCUGGUGACCAGUGAGCCCAGAGGCGUCUGGGGCUGCGAGCAGAGCCGGAAGACUGCAGCCAUGCCUCACAGCUCGGACAGCAGCGACUCCAGCUUCAGCCGCUCUCCUCCCCCGGGCAAGCAGGACUCAUCUGAUGAUGCGAGAAAAGUUCAGAGAAGGGAGAAAAAUCGCAUCGCUGCGCAGAAGAGCCGGCAGAGGCAGACGCAGAAGGCUGACACGCUGCAUCUGGAGAGUGAAGACCUGGAGAAACAGAACGCAGCUCUGCGCAAGGAGAUCAAGCAGCUCACAGAGGAGGUGAAGUACUUCUCAUCGGUGCUGAGCAGCCAUGAGCCCCUGUGCUCGGUGCUGGCCACCAGCACACCCUCGCCCCCCGAAGUGGUGUACAGUGCCCACGCCUUCCACCAGCCUCACGUCAGCUCCCCGCGCUUCCAGCCCUGAGCUUCCAGAGGUGGACAGAACAGAGCCCCUCCUCUCGGCUGCUCCAGGAGGCUUCCAUGGGGGCACACAGACUGGGGUCAGCAGCCCUCAGCCCUCAGAGCCCUCUCUCUCUCUCCGGAGCCCAGAGGCAGAGGCCUGGACAGGGUGAGCACAGGACUGCAGCAGUUGGAACUGUGUGUGGCCUUCAGCAGCGUGAACACCCGUCGGAGUGUACCGGACCCCAUGUGGGCGGAAACCUGAUCUAAGCCUAUGGCACAUGA